Tetrahymena thermophila SB210 is the source of this 1428-nucleotide messenger RNA. Its product is annotated as clathrin light chain. The transcript is spliced from 9 exons. Gene Ontology annotation, molecular function: GTPase activator activity. The record is from RefSeq and is a predicted model, not a curated record. Gene Ontology annotation, cellular component: cilium; periciliary membrane compartment. NCBI's taxonomy places the organism in Eukaryota, Ciliophora, Oligohymenophorea, Hymenostomatida, Tetrahymenidae. Gene Ontology annotation, biological process: post-Golgi vesicle-mediated transport.
CUAAAAGAUAUUGUUUUAAUUAAUUAGUUUUUAGCUUUCAAAACAAAUAAAAAGUCAAUUUUAUAAAUACAAUAUUAAAUGGCUCCUAAAAAAGACAAAUCAAACUACGUUUUUAGAUUUAAAGAAGAUUAAGUUCUUAUUAAAAGGCCAGGCGAUUUAGAUGGUGCAGAUUUUGCUAUUUCAAAUUGCAAAAACUGUGAAAUCUACAUUUUUGACCAUAUUGCUUAAAUUUUUGUAGAUGAUUCAUAAAAUUGCAAAGUAUAUGUUGGUCCCACUAAGGGGUCUGUUUUUGUAAGAGACUGUUAAGAUAUCGAGUUGUACUCUUCUUCAUCUUAAUUAAGAAUUUCAGACACAAAAAACAUUAAAGCUUAUGUGUUUUCAUAAAGUGACCCAACAUUAGAAAAUACUUCAGGACUUACCUUAGCUCCUUACAAUUUCCUUUUCCCAGGAUUAAAGUAGCAUUUCGAAGCUGCUGGAUUAGUUGCUUCUGAAGACAAGUGGAGCUAAGUUUUUGAUUUUACUCCAAGCAAAGAUUCCACAAAAAAUUGGACAUUGAUGGAUCCUAAAGAUUAUCCUGGUCCUAUUAUUAAAGAGAUUGAAGGAGUAGAAGGAGAUUGCACAAAUCCUGUUCCUGUAUCUAAGAUCUAUGGAGGAGAUAGCGAUAUUUAAAUUGUAUUAGGAAGUGCCGAUGAUAGUAAUCAAGUAAUUGAUGGUAUGGCUUCAUUCAAUAUUCACGUUACUCAAUAAUAAGCAUAGUAGACUUUUGAAUAAAAAGUAGAAUAAGCAUAACCUGAAGAAACUGCAAAUAGCAAUUUUGGAUUUGAUGAUAAUUAACAGCAAUAGUACUAAUACUAAAAUAAUUAAGCUUAAUAAGCUGCAGAUGAUUUCUGGGGAGGCGAAUAACAAACUAUUAACCCUUCAAACUAGAGUCAAGUGCAUUAAUAAUAAGCAGAUGAUGAUUUUUGGGGAAGCUAGUAGCAAACUAUCACUCCUUCAAAUUAAUAAGCAGAUGAUUUUUGGGGAGCUCCAUAAUAAACUUUAAAUACAAAUAGCACAUAACAAUAAUAAUAUGGAGCAUUUUAAGCUGAAAAGACUGCCAAGCAAAUAAAAGAAGAAGAACUUACAAGAAAAGUAAUUGAAAAGCAGGAUUAAGAGCAAUAAUAAAAAAGAGAAAAGAGAGCUGCUGCAUAAAGAUAUCUCUAAAAUUUCCUUCAAGAAAAGCAAAAGUAAACAGAAUUAAAAAAGAAGUUAGCAUUAGAAGAAGAAGAAGUGUUGAUAGAAAGUAGAAAAAAAGAAGAAGGAAAAGUCAAAAAUCCUUGGGAAAAAAUAACAAAAAAUAUUGCAUUAAAGGCUGGAGAAUAUCCAGGAAAAUUAGAUGUAGCUGCUAUGCGUCAAGCUAUUAUUAAUAAAAAAUCAGAUAUUAAUUGA